ACUGUUCCACCCCACAUCUGUUUAUCCAUUUUGUUUACAUAGGCACUUUUAAAUUUUAAAGUUUCUGUAACUUAUUUAUUUAUGACAAGUUGAACUAUUAUACGUGGUUUUUCGGAUAAAACAUUACUUGUCAAAUUGGAAAUUUCUGCUUGGAUCUAACGAAGGUAACAUAGUCGCUGAAACAAUCGUCAUCCACCCUUAAGGAGGUUAAGGAAUCACUAGACAAAUUCAAGACCGCUUGGAGUAAAGUUUUAUGAAGUAAUCAAACCUAGAGGACGGAUUCAAAUGACUCACUGAAACUUCAGAAUAACACAGUUUUCUUCAACCGACCAACAUCAGCUUAGAUUCCCAAGUUUCUGAGAAAGAAUCCAAGACCAGCAUGGACACAGACAAAACAUUCCCGUCAGACGAUCACAACGUCACUCUUACCAUCCGUCUAAUCAUGCAAGGAAAGGAAGUUGGAAGCAUUAUCGGCAAGAAAGGAGAGAUUGUGAAAAGAUUCCGGGAAGAGUCUGGAGCCAAAAUAAACAUAUCUGAUGGAUCAUGCCCAGAGAGAAUCGUCACAGUUACUGGACACACAAAUGCAAUUUUUAAGGCGUUUACUCUCAUCUGCAAGAAAUUUGAGGAGUUCCAGGAGUUGCAGAAUGGUGGGGGAGGUGGAGGGGGCCCCCGACCCCCGAUCACUCUGCGACUGAUUGUUCCCGCCUCCCAGUGUGGCUCUCUGAUUGGCAAAGGAGGUUCCAAGAUUAAGGAGAUCCGAGAAGUGACUGGAGCCAGCAUCCAGGUGGCUUCUGACAUGUUGCCGAACAGCACAGAAAGAGCUGUCACUAUCACGGGAACUAGCGAUGCUAUAACCCAAUGCAUCUUCCACAUUUGUUGUGUCAUGCUUGAGUCUCCACCAAAGGGUGCGACCAUUCCGUACCGCCCCAAGCCCCCGGUUGCUGGACCCGUGAUCCUCGCAGGAGGUCAAGCUUAUACCAUCCAAGGGAACUACGCAGUACCUGCACACGGGGACGUAAGUAGCCCCUGUCUUCCUCUGGGGCCCCUGUACCCCCCGGCGGGGCUCUGCGACCCUCUGCUCAAGAACGGACACUUGCAGGCCGCUCUGCCUCCGCAGCAUCUGGCCGCAGCAGUUGAAAUUACCAAGAUGGGGGGAGGACCAUUGGCGGGAUUGGCAGCCUUGGGGCUCGGAGGUCUCAACUCUGCAAACACUGGUCUCAACCCUGCAGCAGCAUUGGCCGCUCUAGCUGGAAGUCAGCUGAGAACCAACAAUCCCAACCGGAAUCAGCAGAACAGCAACCAGCAGACCCAUGAGAUGACCGUGCCUAACGACCUCAUUGGCUGCAUCAUUGGCAAGGGAGGCACCAAGAUUGCUGAGAUCAGGCAAAUAAGUGGUGCAAUGAUUCGUAUCAGCAACUGCGAGGAACGAGACGGUGGGGCCACAGACAGAACCAUCACAAUCACUGGGAAUCCAGACGCUGUGGCCCUGGCGCAAUACCUCAUCAACAUGAGGAUAUCGAUGGAGACAGCUGGAAUGCCGAUGCCGGGCUACCACUACAUCGCUCCGAACCACAUCGUCAAGGCUCCCAUCCACUAAUGCCAUCUACACUUCAGCUCCAGCAUUACACAGACCGGAUACAUGAAUCAAAAGAGGGGAGAAAACCAAAGACCUGUUUGUUACUUUUUAUAUUAAAUUAUUAUAGUUUUGUGUUGGACUAUUAUUAAUAUUUAUUUUAUAUUAUCGAUACAUUAAUUUCGUUUGUUAUUGUAUCUGUCAUCUAUUUUUUAUGUAGAUUUGUGAUUUUUUGUUAGUUAUCUAAUAGGAUAUAUUAUGCAAAGAUAAUUGUUACGUUGUCUAAAUAAUUGUGAUCCGAAAGAAAAGUUUCAGUAUCGAUUCGUAUGUACUCGUAGAAUAUGCAUUUUCUCUUAAAGAAAUUUUCAAUGUGCAAUAAUAACUCGGUUUUCUUCUACGUUGAUGUUGGAUAGAGUAGUAGCCCUGAGCAAUUUAUGUUUACCAGAGGGUAUAUUUAUGUAAAUAGCAAAGGAAUCUGUUAGAUUUUUUUGAUUGCCAUAAAGACAUUAAUUUAAACUUACAUUAUUUUGUCUUCCUUUGUAAAUAAUCGUCCUAAGAACUCAUACCGUACGACCGGAUUUUUUAAAUGGAUUUUUGUAUAUUUAACAAGCGAUACAGGGGUGGACGGUUGUACAAAGAUACUUCUAUACGAGAACGCGGAUCGACUGUAUAAGAACUUAUUUUACUAGUGGUAUAUCGGUGACCCUAACGGUAUCGUAAGAAUCUCGGAUUAAUGGUUAAUAUACUUGUGAUAAAAUUGUAUUUUAAGUAAUACUCCUUAAGUUAUAUAUUCUUAGAUAUAUGCUUCCGAUCUAGAUAAAAUUUAAAUACAAUAAUAUAUGUGCCAAAUUUAUUUAUGCUGUUUAAUCGCGAUCUAUUUCAAUUUUGUAAUUCAUGUGCCAAAUUUUAUCCAGAAAUUUCGUCAAGAUUUGUUAAUACUUCGUACUUAAUCGUUCUUCUCGCAAUUAUUUCUGUAAAUAUUCUUACUGUAACCUUAUAUAUCUGUUAUCAAAUAUUGUAGUCUACCUCCCGUAUUUUGUUUUUGAAACCGACAGGAAAGAUUUUUUUGAUCUCUAUAAUAUCGGUUAGGGAAAAAAGAAAGACUCUUAAGUUUACUUUGAAUUAGACAAUCAAUAGAAUUAGAAUAUCAGUGUUUGUGUUAGAAAUUUGUGUAACUUGAAAUUCUUAGCGUGUGAGGCACGACAGGAUCAAUAAUAUGAUGUGAUAAACAUUUCUUAUCACGGGCAUUAGUACCGACUGUACUGUACAUAGGUUAGCUAGAUCUCUCUGCAUGUUAUAUACGCUCGUGCUCAGUGGCUUGGCUGACAAGGCUGUGAUGAGGUUGUCUGGUAAACAAACAAAUACAGUGUUUUAUGUUCAACAACAUAUCGAGUCAAAGACUUAAACACAGGUGUUUAAGUGAGGGAUUCUGAAUACCGAAGUAUACAUUUAUUUUUGAUAAUUGUCGUUUAUAUUAAUAGUUACAUGUCAUAAUUCAUCACUUCACGUAGAACAAAGACAAUCAGCAACAUCUCUAUGUGUCAGAUAACACAUUUUACGUAGUUUCAAAUUCUGAAUCGCAUUGCUUAUGUUCAUAAAGUUUCUAUUUUUGAAAGUAACUCUCUCAAGGGAAGAGUGAGACUGUUUGUAUUUGAAAAAUAAAUAUUCUGGGUUGCAUUUGUUAAGCUUAAGGGUAACAUGUACAAUUCCUGAAACAAAGCCCUGUUUUGUGCAACAAAAUAAAAGACACUUAUUUCACCAUCUAAAUCUGCUAACAGUUUAAAUACAAGCUUUCUUUCUUAAAUGUGUUGGAAAUAAAAUACGUUGAGAAUGACUAAAUGUCGACCAAGCCCUGAGCACGCGGCCUUAUUCGCACUGUAACGUUGUAUAUAUGUGUUCGCACUACACGUAUAUAUAUAAAUAUUCCCCUCCCCUACCCUGCGAAAUGAUGGUGCGGCCACGAUACCUUUGAGCAAGCUUUAAUGUACAAUCCUGAGCAGCUAUUUUUUGUCAUUUUUGCUAAAAUGUGAGUUUUUUGACUCGCUUAUAUUGGAAGUUGAUUGAUGUAAAUUCCUGUUGAUAAUAUUUUUAAUUCGACCAUCAUAGAGUUAAAUUUCAUGAAUCAUGUUUACUUAUUUCCCGGUUCCUUUUUAAUUUUGUAAACAAAAAUGUAUAUUUUAAAUAAUCAAUCAACUUUUGAUAUGUUGAAAGUUAUUCUAAAUUACACCACCAACCCAAAUCACAACAGAAACACACACCUGACAAUGUUCACCAAUAUCUAUCUAUCUAGACCAAUUUUAUCUAGUUUCAAGCAGCUUUCUCUUGAAUUACCUCAUAAUUGAGCUAGUUGUUUUUUGAAUGCAAAUUAACAUUCUUUGUAUAUUGUUUUUUACGUACUGUAUCUUUAGAAUACAUAUGUACGUUUUACUCGAUUAUUUUGUUUUUAUCGAUAUAUAUUUUUUUACUGAAUUUUUUUAGUAGUUUUUGUAGCACGUCAUGCGGUUCUUUUGCUUCCCGUUACCGUAUUUGUACUCGUUUUACUCAUAUUUUGCUACAUGCCUUCUAAACAACAGGGUCUCCAGAUGACAAAACAUAAGUAAUUAGUUAUUAUAUAUAAGAUCACUAGGACCGUGUCUUUCAACGUCGUUUGUUGCAAUUGCUUUGUGCAAUAAUUUAUUAUUCGAAUAAAAAUAUGAUCGGCACCAGCAGAUCAGGUUGGAAUAGUAAAGACAUUAUGACUGAUUUAUUUGUUAUUUAUUGAAAUUAAAUUUUACUAGUCAUACUGGGUAAGGUAUAUAUAUAAAUAGGGGAAUAUAUGGGAGGGGAGAGUUCUAUGUAAUGCAGUUUAUUGUUUUGUUUAUUGAUGUAGUAAUGUGAAGGCUUUCUUUAUUAGGUCUGCCAAAAGUUAUUCGAGUUAAGUAUUGUAUCAAGUAUUAUUGUUAGAAGCUUAUUGGUCAUGUAUUAACAGUCAUGGUGUUACAACUGUAGUCUAAUGACUUCUAUUAGUGUUUCAAAUCUGGUCAAUUGUUUGAGACAGGUGUCACAGUAUUCAAAUGAAUCAAUUGAUUUCACAUAACAUGAAUAGAGAUGAGAUGUUUAUAUCGUAUAACGGUAGUUUCAUACUUGGAAUUUAUUAUACAAAACACUUGUUGACCAGAUUUGAAAAUUCCCAGCCCUUAAACCAUAUCAGAUGAUUAACCCGUAACAUAUCUGCGUCAAGCUCCCUUUAUACCAUCCCUCACACAUAUCCUCUACAUAUCACCCCCCCCCCUCCUCCUAGUUCACCUUAACAUAUCUCUUAGGCAUAAGUUAUGUUAUGCUUUUAUGUAGUAUUAAAAUACAUUAUUGUUAUUGUUUAUAUAGUUCAUGUGUUAGUGAACUCGAUAAGGUUUGUCUUUGAAUUAUUAUUCCUUUGAAAGGAAGUUCUUACUUAACCAUAUCCUUAGGAAUAAGUGUAACACCAUGAUAUCGGAGUCUAAGCCGAAAUCCAAAAGAGAAUUGAAAAUCUUGGGGAACACUCUUAAAGUAAUAUAGUUUUCGAAUUUAAAUGUUUAUAAAUUUGAUAAUGUUUGUAUCAAUAUGUUUCCCUCGUUAGUUAUCCAUAAUGCAAAGGGGCAAUAAGUAAAUUUAUAUGAAUAUUUAAAAGACAAAGGUUUAUUUUGUAUUUAAUAAUUUGUGUAUUGUUAGUAGCACAGAUAUCUCCAUAAACUUUAAGUUACGUUAGAUUAUACUAUAAUAAUACUAAGAAACGAUUGUACUGUUUUUUAGCCUUAUUUGGUUAAAUAAAAGUGUGUAUAUUU
Messenger RNA from Macrosteles quadrilineatus (aster leafhopper), 5373 nucleotides. RefSeq names its product poly(rC)-binding protein 3-like. Gene Ontology annotation, biological process: regulation of RNA metabolic process; regulation of gene expression. The record is from RefSeq and is a predicted model, not a curated record. Gene Ontology annotation, molecular function: mRNA binding. Bases 380 to 1597 code for a protein of 405 amino acids. Gene Ontology annotation, cellular component: cytoplasm; nucleus. NCBI's taxonomy places the organism in Eukaryota, Metazoa, Arthropoda, Insecta, Hemiptera, Cicadellidae. The transcript has 13 exons.